Messenger RNA from Cucumis melo (muskmelon), 752 nucleotides. RefSeq names its product 54S ribosomal protein L51, mitochondrial. The transcript has 4 exons. Gene Ontology annotation, molecular function: structural constituent of ribosome. The coding region runs from base 271 to 630 and encodes 119 amino acids. Lineage: Eukaryota; Viridiplantae; Streptophyta; Magnoliopsida; Cucurbitales; Cucurbitaceae. The record is from RefSeq and is a predicted model, not a curated record. Gene Ontology annotation, biological process: mitochondrial translation. Gene Ontology annotation, cellular component: mitochondrial large ribosomal subunit.
UUCUUCUAAACCCUCCUUGAGUCUCAGCCACCCCCUCCGGCCUUCUUUCAUAUAACCAACCCCCGCCCCUGCACGCAUUUCCUGCCCGCCGCCGUUUCAGCCUGCCGGCGAAAUCGCCGCCACCCCUUAUCGCACUCUCUCGCCACUUUGAGGAAUCAAAGCUACUUAUCGCUAUUUAUUUUUUCUCCUCAGGAACACAGUGGUCUAGCCCCUUACCCUCGCCGUUGGUAAGAUCGCGCCACCGCCGCUCGUUUUUCAGAUCCCAAGAAUAUGGCUUUGCGAGGUGUUUGGCAGCUUAAGAAGUUGGUUGUCAGCUACUGUGAUUGGGGAGGAAGCAGCAGGGGCAUCAGGGCAUUUAUGGAGUCGCAGAUGCCAGCUUUUAAGGAGAAAAAUCCUCAGCUAGAAGUAGUUACUGAGCUCAAUCGUGGCCAGCAUCCAUACUUGAAGGGCUUCUACAAAAGCAAUAACAACCGGGUAGUAUGUGUGAAGAACAUGGAUCCAGAAGAAAUUCAUUCAUGUGCAACGAGGCUAAGGAAUUCACUGGGACGAAAGGUCGUAAAACUGAGAACAAGACAUGUAACUAAAAAUCCCAGUGUGCAAGGUACCUGGAACACAGAUGUAAGAUUUUGAGGGCUGGAUGGAUAAUUUAAUUAUUCCUGAAGAGCUUGAUAUCAUUUAGAGAAUGUUCUUUCCAUCAAUAAUAAGAUGUUGAAACCAAACUUAUUUAUAGAAUUGCUUGAGUUUUUGUUGUU